AGCAAAAUGAGAGGUUUUGGUACAUUUAUCAGCAGACCACUGCUUUUCCUAUUACUUCACUUUACUCUAGUGCAAUGCGAUAUAACAGACGGCAACGUAGAGCAUUUGAAGCGGGAGCAUUCGCUCAUGAAACCGUAUCAGGGUAAGUACGUUAACAGCUUGUGAUAAUGAUUCUUCUUCUUCUGUGGGUUUUAUGGCAGGCUACAACCCAAAAAGGUAUAUUGCCGCCACCAACUUUUAACGGGUUGAAAGCAAAACAAGGUAAAAAAUAAAAUCCAUAUGUAAUAGGGAAACUAACUUAAUCCACCCAAAUAAAAAUAGUACAUUGACAAAACAACUCUCACUUCUUAAUUCUUCCAAAUCUCCCUUCUUGGGCCUGAGAGGGUGGUACGGCUUGUGACAAUAUCCCAUACAACUCCUUCGCUGAGAUCUUUCAGCCCCAGGAACCGCUCCGCCGCAUCCACAAUGAUUUCUGUGAUAAUGAUAACUUGUAUCUUGUCAGUAACGUUAGCUGCUAGGAGCCAGUCAUACUAAUUAGCUAGCUAGUAUACUAAUUAACUAGCUAGUUUGCCAACUAGCCCAAUAGUGGGCGACUGCAGCCCGCAUUUCGGGGCGUUCCUGGAGCAUCCCAUUGGUUUCUUCAUGAACAGCCUAACUAUCAACCUUGCACACGGUGUCGCCCCCGCCUGUUGUGUACCCGAGAAAACCGUGCUAGUUACUCUGGAACACGGGAGGCGAUACAGUGUGCACACGGGGUUGCCAAAGAUUUUUGUAUAACUAACCGAAGAUGGACCACAGCCUGUCGUUUCCAACGGGAGCAAUUGAAUCAUAGUGGGCAUAACAAGCAAGGAGGUGGGCAGAGCCAAGCGAGAGCCUAUUGGCUGUGAGCUGUGAGGGGAAUGGCACCUCCUUACCUUCAGGCUCUGAUCAGUCCCUACACCCAAACGAGGGCAUUGCGUUCUUUCACCUCUGGCCUGCUGUUCCCCCUACCUCUGCGGAAGCACAGUUCCCGCUCAGCCCAGUCAAAACUGUUCGCUGCUCUGGCACCCCAAUGGUGGAACAAGCUCCCUCACGACGCCAGGACAGCGGAGUCACUGACCACCUUCCGGAGACACUUGAAACCCUACCUCUUUAAGGAAUACCUGGGAUAGUAUAAAAGUAAUUAUUCUACCCCCCCCCCCCCCAUACCCCACCCCCACAAAAAACAAUAAUAAAAAUAAAGAAUAAUUAAUAAUAAUAAAAUAUAUACAAAUAUAUAUAUAUAUAUAUAUAUAUAUAUAUAUAUAUAUAUAUUUAAAAAAUAAAAAAACAUAUAUAUAUAUAUAUAUAUGUUUUUUUAUUUUUUAAAUAAAUAUAUAUAUAUAUAUAUACACACACACACACAGUGGGGAGAACAAGUAUUUGAUACACUGCCGAUUUUGCAGGUUUUCCUACUUACAAAGCAUGUAGAUUUUUAAUUACUUAAAAAUCAUACAAUGUGAUUUUCUGGAUUUUUGUUUUGGAUUCCGUCGCUCACAGUUGAAGUGUACCUAUGAUAAAAAUUACAGACCUCUACAUGCUUUGUAAGUAGGAAAACCUGCAAAAUUGGCAGUGUAUCAAAUACUUGUUCUCCCCACUGUAUAUAUGUAUAUGUAUAUAUAUAUAUAUUAAAAAAAUUGUAAAGUUGUUGUCCCACUGGCUAUCAUAAGGUGAAUGCACCAAUUUGUAAGUCGCUCUGGAUAAGAGCGUCUGCUAAAUGACGUAAAUGUAUUAGGAUGAAAGGCAUGUAGGGAAACUAACAACGUUGCUCUGUCAAAUAGAAUAUAUCCUCUGUACUUGGAAUCGAAUCGCUUAUGCUGGCUAGCUAGCUCAUUUUAGAUGGGAGUAGCAAAAGUUAGCAACUAGUUAUCUAAAAAAGAAAAGACAAGUUACUCUUUAGCCCAAAACUUGCGUCAUCACACUCCCUCAUCUGAUUGGUCGGGAAGGUAGGCCUUCUGACUUUGUGGCUGUGGUAAAAAGUGACGACCCCUAGCCCUUGAUCAUGACUCUGUUCCAUUACAUUACACACAAGUCAAGGCGUCUUCUGUGUGUGUGUGUGUGUGUGUGUGUGUGGGUGGGGUGGGGUGGGGUUUGUCUUAAGGACCUUGUCUUUCAUAUCAGCAAUAAAUAAUUUUCAAAAAACCAAAGGUUAAAUUGAUACACACCUUUUUAUAGGGCUAGUGUUCCCACACGGCCAUAUCUCCAUGUUACAGCGUGUGCUUGUGGAAGACAGACAGAAGACAGAGGGACCACCUGUGCUAAUUAGCUAUCUAGCAUGCUCCUGUGUGUAAUGGAUGAAGGCCACCAGAAACGUGUUGUCACUGAAAAAGACUGUUGUCUGCAACUGUGAUAAAGCCGGUUAAAACAUUGUACAGUAAGUGUAUAUUUAGCAUUUGUGAAAUAAUUUUGAUAUGAUAUGGAAGUAGAGGGAUUGAUGUUUCUUGAACCAUACCGCAAUUGAGAAUCGAUUUAAUGUUUAAUGGAGUAUUUGUCUGUUCUUUGCUUCCAGAGCCAGUCUACCUAUGAGAUAUCAUAUAAGGUCCUAUAUAUUUUGUAUUUGAAAGAUUCUAUCUCAUUUAUAUGAAAGUUAGCUUAGUGGGUAAGAGCGUUGUGCCAGUAACCGAAAGAUCGCUGGUUCUAAUCCCCGAGCUGACUAGGUGAAAAAUCUGUUGAUGUGCCCCUAAGCAAGGCACUUAACCCUAAUUGCUCCUGUAAGUCGCUCUGGAUAAGAGCGUCUGCUAAAUGACUAAAAUGUAAAUGAAAGUUAAGUUCCAAAGUUUUCCAAAACCAUAUUGCUAGCAAGGAUUAAUAAUGUUUCUAAACGUUAAAACAGAGCGUUGGGAUCGUAGCUCACAUGGAGCCAGCUGUCCUCCAAACCAUCAGCUGAGAACCCAAGACUGGGACCGGCUGGAAGCAACCUUGGGCCCCCUUGGGUUCUCGAGAGCUGGGCUAGGGGUGGCAAUGAGCGAUUGAUGCACAACGGAAUUCUUCACAUUCUUCUCCCAUGUGUCCCUGAAAUCCUGCUUGACUCUUCACCAAAAUGUUUAAACAGGUGUUGGAAGCAGCCCAUCCAGUCAGUGGGACUUCUGGGGGAGCACGCUAGUCACCAGCUCGUAUGUGCGCCUGACGCCUGAUGAGAGAAGUAAACAGGGAUCUAUUUGGAACACGGUGGUGAGUAAGGAACUAGCUUCUAUGAAAUGUAUUCUGUUAGGCAUUACAGACAGACAAUACAGUCCACUCCCAAAUCUGUUAUAGCUUGAUUGGAGAAUAUCUACAUUUUAAACUGAAUAUGUCCAAUUCAUGGUUGAAUUGAUGAUCCAAUGUCAUUUUGCUUUCUCUGUGCAGCCUGUUUAUCUGAAAGACUGGGAGAUGCACGUGCAGUACAAGAUCCACGGGUCGGGGAAUAAACAUUUCCAUGGAGAUGGCAUCGCCAUCUGGUACACAAAGGAGAGACUUAAUCCAGGUAAUGCAUCAUCUUGCCAAAAUAACAUCUUUAUCAUCAAUCACUUCCUCAUUCCAGUACAAAGCUUUGGCAAUCCAAUUAAUAGACUAGUCUAUGUGAUGUGGUAGCACUGGGUUGUAUUUCCCGUAAGCACUUCAGGUCUCAGUCAUGUGCUCAUCAUAUCUCGCCUCUUUGCCUUCCAUUCAGGCCCAGUCUUUGGAAACCAAGAUCAUUUUGUUGGCCUGGCUUUAUUUGUGGAUACCUUCCGCAAUGAUCUCCAUGGGAUGGAUGUAAGUGCAGCGUCUGGCUGGUUGACUUGACGUGAUUCUUCCCUUGCAGGGUCUGUGUUUGGCAGCAAUGCUAAGUUCCACGGCCUCGCCCUUUUUAUAGACACGUACCAUAACGAUGAGGCGGCUGACGUGAGUUGAUGCAGCUACAUUUAUCAUUAUUCUCCUGCGUUUAAUUUCAAUGUGAUGGAAGGAUUUUAAUGUGAUGUAUUUUCUUUUGAGUUUUUUUGUUAUUUUGUCAUAUGAAGCUUUUGAGUUGCUUUCUGAUAAGGUCAUUUUUUGUUACACCAUGAACAGCACCUUUAAUAUGCUGCAUUUGGUUUAGUACACAUUUUGAAUUACAUGUACAAGUAUUUUUGCAUCACAGAGUAAGAUGGAUUGAUUGGUAACUGAGUCAGGACUAGGAUCAAAUAAUUGAUUUACAAUGUUUUAUAUAGAAUAUUUUCCUGUUUUUCUGUCCUUACAUCCCUUGUGUUCCCCACUAGCGGUCCUUCCCCUACAUCUCUGCCAUGGUGAAUAAUGGUUCUCUGCCCUAUGACCAUGGGAAGGAUGGACGUAACUCUGAACUGGGAGGCUGCUCUUCUGAGAUCAGGAACAAAGACCAUGACACCUACCUGGCCAUUCGCUACUCCAAGAGCAGGCUCACGGUAGGAAUCCCUUUUUAAAUGAUAUAAAUGACUCCAGUCCAGACAUCUUGGACUGGUUUCCUAAACACAGAUGACGCUAACCCUAGUCCUGGAUUAAAAGGCUUAAAGGAGAUGCUGGGAAACUGCAGUCUGGGAAACUGGCCUCUUGUGUUAUGAAAUAUAUGAUUUUUUCCCCUAUGUUAUAGGGUACAUGUUAUGUAAUUUACAUUUUUGUCAUUUAGCAGAUGCUCUUAUCCAGAGCGACUUACAAAUUGGUGCAUUCAACUUAGAUGAUACAUUUCUAUUCAAACAAUGGCAAUUGCUGAAUUGUACCAUUCUGAUCUCUACAGGUGAUGAUUGACAUUGAUGAUAAGAAUGAAUGGAAAGAGUGCAUUGACAUCUGGGGUGUCCACCUCCCCCGUACACUUGGGAAGAAUGAUUAUUGCUCAGGGGAUCCUGGUAGUUGGUCAGUUUGCAUUAGCGAUAUUGCUACAGGGGAUCUUGUAAAAUUGGUGCAGUUGAUAGAUGAUUAUUGCUACAGGAUCUCUGGUAGGUUGGGUAAGGUUGUAGCAACUGAUUCUUGCUACAGGGAUCUGGUAGUUGGGUCAGUUGUAGAACUGAUUCUGACUAGAGGGACUCUGGGUGGUUGGGUCAGGUUGUAGGAGACUGAUCUUGCUACAGGGGAUCUCUGGUAGGUUGGGUCAGGUUGGAGAGACUGAUUAUUGCUACAGGGGAUCUCUGGUAGGUUGGGUCAGGUUGGAGAGACUGAUUCUUGCUACAGGGGAUCUCUGGUAGGUUGGGUCAGGGUGGAUUAAACGGAGACUGAAUCUUUCAAGAUGUAGAUCAACUUUUUUUUUUUUUUUAGGUCUCGACACUAAAUGUAAAAACUGCACACUGAGAAAGAUAAUGACUGACCUUGAUUUAAUUAUUAUUUUAAAAAUCUUGCUGUGAACCAAUAACUUGUUUGUCGUUUCACAGUCUGGCUUUGUCCAUUGUACAUCUGAAGUCUAUGGUGAUUGACGCUAAAACAACUCCCAUGUUACAGAUAACCAUGACAUAAUCUCUAUGAAGAUGUACCAGCUGAUGGUAGAUCACACACCUGAUGAGGACAGUCUGGACUGGACCAAGAUUGAGCCGAGCGUCAGCCUGCUGAAGUCCCCCAAAGGUUGGUCGAUUGAUUUUAUUUGAUAAAGAAAACCCAUUUCUGUUCUAACCAAAUAGACAAUAAAGAUUGUAUUCUAUUUGACUACAGUCCGGUAUGUCAUCUUACUGUAGAUCAGGCACAGUAGGUGAGUAGGCUUGUUAGAGUAAGAGUUAACCAUGAUCAUUCUUCUUUCAUUUUCUCUUUCACAGACAACAUUGAUGAUCAUACUGGUAACUUCCGAAGCACACCUCUUACUGGCUGGAAGGUCUUCCUGCUUCUGCUAUGUGCUCUACUGGGAAUUGUAGUUUGUGGUGUUGUAGGGGCUGUAGUCUUUCAGAAGCGCCAGGAAAGAAACAGGAGGUUUUACUGA
Molecule: messenger RNA, 5887 nt
Organism: Coregonus sp. 'balchen'
Lineage: Eukaryota; Metazoa; Chordata; Actinopteri; Salmoniformes; Salmonidae
Source: the annotation of a GenBank genome assembly